CGUAUUGCAAUGUUUGGCAGGAGCCUCUAAACCAAACAACAUCCUCAGGCAUCCAAGUUGGCUUGAAUGAUGCUGCUACAAUGGUGCACGCUCAGUCCUGCAGGCCCGUCCAAGCUCUCCGCUAUCAGAUUCUCGUCACCGAGCAGAGUGCACUCGAUCAAGAUAUUUCCCACAGACGCUCAACCCUUUGGUCAGUGUCCAGACAUCAUCGCCCGCACAGAACCAGAAGCGUUCUUUCUUGAUGUUUACUUCAAUGCCCACCCAGUUGGCUCAUCAGUGGACGCUAAGCAAAAGCUCAAGGCACCUAAUGCACUCAUGCCAACCGUCAUCCCAUACGCGGGCGGUAUAGUGGAGUACGCAGUGAACAUGGGCUCUGAGUUUGCGACUCGUUUAAUGAUUGUACGUGGAGACUUUGAAACAGUAUCAAUGGCAAUAUACGGCGAUGUUGUUUCAGAUACCCCAACCAAGUCAACUACUUACUCUCCCCUCUCCUUACCCAUCCAUUCCUCCGUUCCCCUCCAACCUAAUGAUGACUGGGAACUCCCUGAAUUUCCGCAUCUUUACUCCGACCUGAACGAGGAAGAAAUGGACAUCGACUUAGAUACUGCGUUCCGAUGUUUGAGUCGUCCUGUGGUGGAUGACGUUUCAUCAGAGCAAUUGCAUCGUUUUGCAAAGAAGGUCUCCGAGGCUGUUGGCCCCAGGGACGAUGCACAAUCGUAUCUCAUUGCAGGCAUUCUUUCCCGCUCUGCUUCGCAGACUCCUGAAUUUGCGCAGGCUUUGAUGCAAGCGCUCGAACUCGAGACGAUAUUUGACUCAUCAACCUUGGAUGAAGACGCUCUAUUCACACUUCUGGAUGCAUCCACGAAUCCUGAUGUAUCGCGGUUGUUGAAGGCGUCAUGGUUUCUUAAUGUCCUACAAGCUGUCCUUGCGCUGCCGACAGUGACCCCCGAGAUGAAGAAGGCUUGUCGACGGCUAAGUGAUCGGGUAGGAUCGUGGACAGUCUUCGAACAAGCGUUGUCCGGGGUCCCAGACGCAGAUUACACCAGGGCAGCGUUGUUUUUAAAGGACAUCGGGAAGGAGGAGAAGAGUUUUGGCAUAUGGCUAUCGUGUAUCACCACUCAUGAGGACCUUUUCGCGAGGAUCAGAGAUGCGCCGGCAUACGAGGGCGUAUAUCCGCUGGAUUUGAUGUCUGGCUUGAACCCCUCUGAGGAAAUAACGCAUUCGGAGUUCAUGGCAUUCGUUAGGGCAUAUGUUGGCGUUGCUUCAGUGCUAGCUGUGUACGCCUGGUCGGACAGCCUUCCAAAUUUGCAUUGUCGCGAGCGCACCCUGGGUGUUUUGCGCUUGUGGCAGGAAAUUCCUGGAUAUCGUGCGAUUAUCUCCCCCCUGCUACUCCUACCUCAAAUGACCUUCCGCCUGGAAUGCAUGACAAUCGGAAAUGACCCACCCACAACUGCAGGCAUCAAUGCCGAGUCCCUCCUUUUCGCGCUUGCAGCCAACCCGCAAAGUUUCCUCAAUCCUGAUUUUGUUCGCUGCGUGAAGGGCUGGGAACCAUGGAGUCUAACAUGGAUCAACGAGCGAGAACGAGCAGACAUAGAGCGCGCCGCUAAACUCGCGGAUGAGGGCCUUGGUGGAGCUGUAGAAGAACUCGUUGGGUUUGCUAAAGAAGGUCAUGACGCAAUUUUGGAUCAGGGCAGGAUACGGGCUCUCAGGGUUGCUGUAGCUGUCAUCAUGCACACACUGGAGGAUAAUAUCGAGAGCGGAACUAAGGGUGGCGACUGGGCGGUGUUGGAGGCUGUAUGGGGUGAACACACGCAUGGACUUUUGAAUUACACCAUCGACGUGUUUACUCGUAUCAGCGUGGAGGUGAAGCAAGGGUUCUCGUUGACGCCGUCUCCAUCGCCUACGAUUGGUCUCGAACCGCUCUUGCUCGUCGCGAAUGAAAGCCUCUACCUCAUUGCGAGCUUGCAUCCACUCUCCAUUACGACAACCCGUGCAGUGCGAAUGCUCGUGAGCGGUGUUUUGGACAUUUACAGCCGGACUGAUGUCGCAUCCCACGAAUCUGUCGCGAACACCGCAGUACGGGACGCUGCAUUCCUUGUCAAGCAUGCGUGUGCCAAUGUACUCUGUGCACUUUCAAGAAGCUCGCAGGAUCAACCUAAAUGCGGCUCAUCUGCAGUCCUCCGCACGCUCUUCGAACAGGGGCUCCAUUUUGAUAAUAUCGAUCCUGCGAAAAGAGUUUCGAGCGCCCUUGACCUUGUCCUUCGAGUUCUAGCAGGUGAUGGGGAUGGCUUACCCGCGGGCUGGAUACCCACUGUUAUUCCACAGAUUCUAACUCCCCUCACACUUUUCUUUCGUCAUCUUGAACCCAUGCACAAGGUCCAACUGGUCCAGCAACUUGUCAGCCUCGAUCGGGGUGUGUUAGGGCUGGGCGAGUUCCUCGUUCAAGAUGAGGUGAAGAGACUCGCCGGUCUUCUGAAGGUGAUGGCCGAGAGAGGGGCUGUCACGCAGUGGGAAGUGGGCGCGGGACUCGAGUUUGUGGCAGGGCUCGUGGAAGGUGAAGACGGUGACUGGUGUAUAUCCGCAUUACACCAAUCAGAGUGUGGAACCAUCAUGGCCGGCUUACUCGAAGCCGGCCUCUACUCAAAACAUCUUGGAAUGAUUGCCGGGCGGUUGGCUGGGAAUCCAGAGUCCCUAGGGAUUGAGCUUAGGCUUUCUGUCGUCACCGCACUCUUACGCGGGGUGCAAGUGCAAGAGCUGAGCGUAUGCAGGAUGAACGCCUUCGGCUUGAUCUCUGCUGUCCUCGAGACGACUGACGAGAAAGACAGGGAUCCCGAACGGCUGCUCUGGGAAGUAGGACACGCACUCGGCGCAGUAGUAGAAUCAAACGACAACCUCUCCUCUCUCGACUCCGAGAGCGUCGUCAACACGCUUCUACUCCUCGAUUCUCCCUCUCAAUCUGAUCUCCAUGGGCUCACCUGCGAGCAAUGGGUCAAGCUCUGCACUCAUUUGGAAACAUCGCUACCACCCAACAUGCUCCCCAUGCUCCCCAUCAUCAAAGGCUUCCAUCCUUCCCCAUCCUCACCACCAAUGAUCUCAUUCCUCCCAUCGACCCUCACGCUCCCCCUAUACGAUUUGAUUUCCCUCCUUCAACCACUAGCUCCCCUACCCAGCACCCCACCACCAAAGCGCAAAUCACCAAGCCAAGACGUCCUAGGUCUCGUCGCUAUCUCCCCACCAACCGCAGUGCUGCGCUCGCCGGCUGUUACAGGUCUCACAAAGACGUAUACACGGAAUGAUUUUCGUGAGUUGAGGCAGUUACCGAGUGCGAGGCAGAAUACGAGUAGGUUGCCCAGUAUGCAUGUCGAUGAUUUUCUCCAGGUCGAAAUGUCAUCUUCACCGCUCGCUCAGCCUGUAGUACCUUCGGGAGACAUGCUGAAUCUUUCCCCAUCGUUUAACAUGGGCAAGGAAAAUGGGUACAUUUAGAAUUAGGAAAUGUCGUCGUCGUAGUCGUCGGUGUUACCCUUUUUGUUGUGGAUUUGAGUCAGAUCAUAUUGCGUGGGUGUGGUACAUUGUCCUUGUCCUUGAUAUUUGUUCUUGGAAUGUCUACAGUACUAGAGUGCCAGCAUCGGGUGCAAUUGCGUCCACCCCGUCAUGCAGUUCAUUCCUAUUUACGGUUCUUUCCUCACCACUAUGGCG
Messenger RNA from Suillus subaureus, 3696 nucleotides. RefSeq lists its product as uncharacterized. Gene Ontology annotation, molecular function: RNA binding. Bases 67 to 3483 code for a protein of 1138 amino acids. NCBI's taxonomy places the organism in Eukaryota, Fungi, Basidiomycota, Agaricomycetes, Boletales, Suillaceae. Gene Ontology annotation, cellular component: RNA N6-methyladenosine methyltransferase complex. The transcript is spliced from 8 exons. The record is from RefSeq and is a predicted model, not a curated record.